UCUGGUUAAGUCACCGGUGGAGGUGCACUCUGCGCGUGCCUGGAGGCUCUCUUGAUUUGAGCUCAAGGUUCCAACGAAAGCGGGCCAGGGGGCUGGCAUGGCAGAGAGCCUAGCAGAUCCGAGAUCUCGUAAAUCCCGGCGUGCGGAUGGUCCAGUGUCGUCGCCGGUCCAAAGUAUUGCCUGUAGUUCGAGUUUGGUCUUGCUUCUGGUGCCCCCCACCAGGCCUUCCCUGUGGAUAACUGAGACACGUGACCGGUUGAGAGAUGGAAGAGAAGAAGAAGAAAAGGAGCCCCAAGCCCCACCUGGCACAGCCGGUGCCCUCCGGUGCUUUGCGCAAGCUGCCCGUCCCUGCCAGCAAGAGCACCUCCUUCUCCCUGGGGAUGCCUCACCUUCCAUCACCUAAACAAAGAGCCAAGUUCAAGAGAGCAAACAAAGAGAAGACCCGAGCCCCACAGCCUGCAGGCAGCACGGGGACCACGGUGGGCACCCCUCUGCAGCACUCGUUCCUGACGGAUGUCUCAGAUGUCUAUGAAAUGGAGGGGGGGCUCUUGAACCUGUUGAACGACUUCCAUUCAGGGAAGCUGCAGGCGUUUGGAAAGGACUGUUCUUUCGAACAAUUGGAGCACGUUCGGGAGAUGCAGGAGAAAUUGGCCCGUCUGCACUUCAGCUUAGAUGUUUACGUAGAAGAGCUCGCUGAGGAUCAGAAGAAAACUGUGGCUGACAGGAAUCUUGAUCAGCUACUGACAAAUUUGGAAGAGCUCAGCAACUCCAUCCAAAAGCUGCACUUGGCAGAAAACCCUGACCUGGAAGACGCCUCCACAGCCUAGAGGAAGCAAAGCAGUAGCCCAAGUCUUCUCUUGAGUAGAGU
This is a messenger RNA of Gekko japonicus, 868 nucleotides long. RefSeq names its product coiled-coil domain containing 28B (gene CCDC28B). Bases 264 to 827 code for a protein of 187 amino acids. The transcript has 6 exons. Lineage: Eukaryota; Metazoa; Chordata; Lepidosauria; Squamata; Gekkonidae. The record is from RefSeq and is a predicted model, not a curated record.